UUCACUUCAGUAUUUUCCUCUAGUUGAAGUGGAACCAGAACUGCUGCUGACAGUAGAAAGUCUCUUAAUGAGCAACAGGAUUUUCAUUCACGUUCAUCGGCACCGGUUGAAUGAUAAUGAAGGUACAUUUCUAAGGGGAACCAUGGCAAUGUCCUGUUUGACUCCCAUACUUAUCAAAGACUCCAGUCUCGUGGGCUGGAAGCAAAUCGGCUCGGGGGGUUUCGGACAAAUCUACAAAGCCCGGCAUCAGGAGUGGGCCUGCGAUGUGGCCAUUAAACUGCUUUACAAGGACGACGGGAAGAAUCACCAUUUGCGACAUGAGAUCGAGAUGAUGUGCCAAGCAAGCAGCCCGCAUGUUAUUCUGGUCCGAGGGCUCUUUAUGGGAUUACCACCCAACGCCCAGUCCACAACGCUGGGUCUGGUGAUGGAGUACAUGGAGAGAGGGUCCCUGGCGUACCUGCAGGAAUACCCAGGUGGCGCUCCUCCCUGGCCGCUCGUCUUCAGACUGGCUCAUCAAAUCGCUCAGGGUAUGAACUAUCUCCACACCAUGGACCCCCCCCUGCUCCACCUGGACCUGAAGCCCAGCAACGUGCUGCUGGACUGCGCUCUCAACGCCAAGCUCACAGAUUUUGGCCUCGCCCGGUUUCAAAAAAGCAUCUCGCGGGUUUCCAAGAAGACCAGCGGGGAGGAAGGUGGGACGACCAGCUACAUGCCCCCGGAGGCCUUCAAGUUAUCCUACAGCCCGACCAAAGCCUCUGAUAUUUACAGUUAUGGUAUGAUCUUAUGGUCCAUCGUCACAGGGAAACAACCAUACGCACAUGCAGGGUCCGCCUUAGUGCGGUUUCGCAUCCCGGAGGGAGACCGUCCAUCGCUGGAUGAGAUCCAGGAUCUGGCCGCGGGGCUGGCAGGGCUAACGGGACUGAUGGAGCUCAUGAAGAGAUGCUGGCACCAAACACCCCAAGAAAGACCCUCCGCCCGUGACUGUACCACUGAGUCCGAAGAACUCUAUAAGAUGCACAAACAUGGGAUAAAUGAUGCCGUCCAUGAAGAGCUGAUAAAGCUGGAGCAAAAGGAAGCAGAACGAUUGAGUGAGCAGGUCGAAAGUACUCAUAUAACCAAUCCUUCAGCGAGGGAAUGUUUUCAAGAAAGGAACAUCGAUGUGCCGACAGGUCGCCCGCCAGUUCAGGAAGUGGCUGGUGGUUGGCCUGUGAGUCGGAGAGAAAAAUCAAGAGUCCAAGAUAAACCUUCAUCCCGACCUUCGAGCGCAUGUUAUGAUGAAGAGAGCCGCCCGUCGACAAAAGACAGAGUGAAGGUGUCUUCUGUUUGCCCCAUUCAAUCCUCACCGACGUCACUUUCAACCGGGAGGUCGUCUCAAAAAGAAAAAGAAAAAUCUUACCAGAAAGAUUUUAGCCACAACCUGUCUUCCCAGUUCCAGCGUCAAUUUUCCACCCCCGACAGUUUAAGCCACCCUUCACCUGGAGUCCAAAUACACGGCAGCAAUGUAACCGGGAUUCAGGUGGGCAACAACAACACCAUGUACAUCAACGAACCCAGGGACAGGAAACGGCACCCUACAGCGCCGCCUACAGUCCCCUACCAGCCGUCACACCCAGGAAACUGGAGGGACAAGACGGGAAGCUAGAUACCCUUUUUUAUUCUCAGUUCUCUAAUCUCACAGUUUUCCGUGCAUGAUUUAUCCUUUCUUGCACAACAGGAAGAUCAUUUUUUGUAAGGGAAGCUCCCUGUCUGAAUGCAUAGCUGUAGGCCUUUAUAAAGCGAGGGGGGGGGGGGGGGUUGUAUUUAUUGUGCUUCUUCUCAUAGGACAUGUUAAGCCAAUGACAACAUUUCACACCUGUCUUUUGCCCAGUCAGCAUUUUAAAUGUGAGCCAAGUCAUAUGGUUUUUCUCUCAACUGUGUCAACAGAUAUCCACAGGUCAAGGUGCCAAAAAUCAUCAUAAUGACUGAUGGUAAUUAAUUGAGUUUGUUAGGCUACAGUGUUAUUGUUCCUCAACUAUGGCUGUGUUUGGAUAGUGCAAAUGCUGUUGCUGUAUUUUCUUCUAAUGCAUCCCCUUGUGGGUAUAUUUACAAGGUCAUCAAAUGCAGACAAGAAAAAUGUUUCCACCAUUGUAUAAACAUUUUGAAAUAACGAAAAGAUCAAACAGGAAGUGGAAUUUAAACAGAAGUGUGUACACGAUGUUUCCCUGGAUUUUGCAACUUGACAUUGUUUUGUAGUAUGCCAAAAAAAUAAUACCAUGAAGGAUACUUAUCUUCUCUGGGAUGGGAUUAUUGGAUGUAUUAACAAUGAAACAACAUUCAAAAUAUCCCAAGAGUUCUGGACAGUAUAAACAUGAAGAACGUAGGGAUUGUAUUCCUCUAAAAGGACUGUUUAAUUUAACUUAAAGGUGUUAAUAAAUUAUAUGUUUUUACUCAAA
Messenger RNA from Eleginops maclovinus (Patagonian blennie), 2432 nucleotides. RefSeq names its product receptor-interacting serine-threonine kinase 3 (gene ripk3). Gene Ontology annotation, biological process: protein phosphorylation. The coding region runs from base 68 to 1642 and encodes 524 amino acids. Gene Ontology annotation, molecular function: ATP binding; JUN kinase kinase kinase activity. The transcript is spliced from 13 exons. NCBI's taxonomy places the organism in Eukaryota, Metazoa, Chordata, Actinopteri, Perciformes, Eleginopidae. The record is from RefSeq and is a predicted model, not a curated record.